AUGUUUCUUCGUUUACUUCUUCUCGCAGCUUUCGUGCCUGUUGUAUACCUGUGGUGUACUCCAUUCAUCGCCUGCAACCAGACUAUUUACGGAGACUUCAGCGAUGCUGAAAAGGGAUUGAAAGUUCUUCUUUUGGGACGUCCGUUCCAGAAAAUGGAUGAAUUGAUCAUCUCGGGAGAAUACUAUAACAAUGGAUCAGAGGUUAUGGAUGAUGCUUCCUUCACCGUUGGACUCUCAAAAGGUCUUAUCAUGCAUCAACUUGGAGAGGAUUUGGAGCAAUACCUAUUGACAACCACACUCGUAGCAAGUGAAGCUAGGAUGAAUGUAUCUGGAUCGAUAACUGGAAAAACAAAAAACUUGUUUGGAGUGAUGUCAAAGCUCAAGCCUAAUGUCACAUGUGAUGAGCCAUUCACUUUCAAAAUCAAGAGUAUUGAUGGGUACGGAUUUUCAUUUGGAAACGCGGAAAAUUUCUCUGAUAAGCAGCAGUAUCAAUACGCAAAGAAAGACAGAGCUCAAUCGGUAUUCUUCGACGGACAAAUCAAGACAACAAAGAUUCGUUUGUGA
This is a messenger RNA of Caenorhabditis remanei, 564 nucleotides long. RefSeq lists its product as uncharacterized. The record is from RefSeq and is a predicted model, not a curated record. Bases 1 to 564 code for a protein of 187 amino acids. The transcript is spliced from 4 exons. Lineage: Eukaryota; Metazoa; Nematoda; Chromadorea; Rhabditida; Rhabditidae.